CCAUGGCCUACAUCAAGGCCUUAUCUUUACCCACCAGCAAAAUGGCGGCCAAACAUGACCACAACAUCGCCAUUAUUGGCAGUGGGAUCAUUGGGCGGAACUGGACAAUGGUAUUCGCUUCAGGUGGAUGCAACGUAAAUAUUUUCGACAGUGACGAAAAUCAAAUACAAAGUGCAUUGGUGGCAGUAAAAGAAACUUUGGAGCAAUAUGAAAAGGAUGGAAUUCUGAAAGGCUCUGAUUCAGCAGCAGAUCAGAUCGCAAGGAUCAGAGGGUGCUCCACCGUCAAAGAUUGUGUAUCGGACGCAACCUUUGUUAUGGAAUGUGUCCCGGAAAGACUGCACAUCAAGAGAAGUGUGCUAAGCCAAAUAGAUUUAUAUGUCAAAGACGAUGACGUCAUCAUGGCAAGUUCCAGCUCCUCCAUUUUCCCGUCCGUACUCUCAGAGGGAAUGCAACAUAAACGACAGAUCAUAGUGACCCAUCCGCUGAACCCGCCGUACUUCCUACCGUUCGUGGAGGUAGUGCCUGCGCCCUGGACAGACAAGGACAUCACUGAACGGGUCUGUCAGAUCCUCACGAACGUAGGGAUGACUCCUGCGGUCCUCAAAAAGGAAACUAAGGGGUUCCUUAUCUGCAGGGUCCAACACGCAAUUACGGCAGAAUGCUUUAAACUCGUCAGGGACGGGGUAGUGACCCCUGGUGAUAUCGACAAGUUGAUGCCCGACGGGCUGGGGAGGCGGUACGCCUUCCUUGGGGCCCUGGAAGCGUCCUACCUCAACGCUAACGGCAUGAAGGAUUUCUGCGAGCGAUACGGAGAUAAUAUAUAUGAACUCCAGCAGGAUUUCGGCCCUCCAGUGAAGCUAGAGGGGGCACCUCUAGAAAUCAUUGAGGCGGACAUUGGCAAACGGAUACCGCUAGAUCAGAUACAGGAAAAACGAGACUGGAGAGACAAGCGACUGGCUGAGCUCGACAAGUUUAUAAAUAAAACCAAAAAAUGAAUCUUACAUUGAUUUAAUGAAUGCCAGUUCAAUUCAUUAUAUAUUUCUAGUAUAAUAAAAUCACGGAUUUUAUUGUUAAUUUUCUACCAUAACUUACAAAAUAUGGUGCGUUU
Messenger RNA from Mizuhopecten yessoensis (Yesso scallop), 1108 nucleotides. RefSeq names its product lambda-crystallin-like. Gene Ontology annotation, molecular function: oxidoreductase activity, acting on the CH-OH group of donors, NAD or NADP as acceptor; NAD+ binding. The transcript is spliced from 6 exons. The coding region runs from base 3 to 995 and encodes 330 amino acids. The record is from RefSeq and is a predicted model, not a curated record. Gene Ontology annotation, biological process: fatty acid metabolic process. Lineage: Eukaryota; Metazoa; Mollusca; Bivalvia; Pectinida; Pectinidae.